Molecule: messenger RNA, 1398 nt
Organism: Leptomonas pyrrhocoris
Lineage: Eukaryota; Euglenozoa; Kinetoplastea; Trypanosomatida; Trypanosomatidae
Exons: 1
Coding region: 292-1398 (368 amino acids)
Cellular component (GO): Golgi apparatus
Molecular function (GO): protein binding
Source: RefSeq, a predicted model, not a curated record
GCUGCCCAGCCGCUUACGUGACACCGGCAACCCCCUUUCUGAGGCUUGCAACACUCCCAUCACAAGAGAUAACUGCUGCAAAAACGCUAGUAGGCAUUUUUUUUUUCAGUGGAAGAAGAUAGCUCACUGCCCGCUUUCAGUACACACAGUUGAAGUGUUAUUGCUGUUAUUCUGCUUUACCUUUGCUAUUACUAUUACUUCACGCUCAAACCAUCAAUACACACACACAGAGAGAAACACAACCCCAAACAUUAGUCCGACCUGCACUUUAGAGCUGUCUUUCCUUUCACGAUGCCCCGACCCACACCCCCGCUGCGCCACUGGACGCUGGUGGACUGCCCGCCUGAGUCGUCCCCGCUGGGCCGCAUCGGCCACUCCUUCUGCGCCAACGCCGACGGCAGCAAGGCGUACGUCUACGGUGGGGUCAACGACUCCGACAGCGUGUCAAACUACCUUGACGACUUGUGGCAGUACGACGUCUUCAAGAAGCAGUGGCAGAAGAUCGAGCUGACAGGGGAGAAGCAACAUCCGCGUGCGUUUCACACCGCGGUGUGGUACGGCCACCUCAUGUACAUCUUCGGCGGCUGCAACGGCCGCGGACGCUUCAACAAGCUCUUCUCGAUCAGCGAGACGGGUGACUGCCACCCUGUCCUCGUGCGCGGACUCUACCCGCCCACCACCCGCUACUGCCACAGCGCCGUCGUAUUCGAGGGGACGAUGUUCGUCUUUGGCGGCAAGUGCGGGGGCCGCAACAGCAACAAGCGCCUGCAGGACCUCUACCGCUGCCGCCUGAGUGACCCGGAGUGGGCGCAGUGUGAGCAGCACGGCGAGGUCCCCCCACUGCGCUCCGCCCACACCGCCAUGACCUACGAGCGCAAGAUGAUCGUCUUUGGGGGGCGCAACAGCGCUGGUGAGUGCUGCGAGGAUUUUUUCCUCUACUCGUUUGACACCUCGAUGUGGCGCCGCAUCGACGUGACGAACGCGCCGGUGUUUGGCCGGGCGCGGAACAGCGCGGUGGUGCACUACGGCAACAUCAUCGUCUUUGGUGGGUGGAACGGCAAGAAGAAGCUGAACGAUCUCUUCGUGUACAACGUGGAGGCGAACACGUUUGAGCCGGUCUACGACAUCGAGCGGGAAUACCCGGCGCGGCGGGAGUGCCACGUGGCGGUGGUCUGCCGCAACACGAUGGUCGUGUUUGGUGGCCGCUUCCGUGGCAAGUUCAUGAACGACACGACGGAGCUAUACCUUGGCGGUAAGACCGGAGUGGACAGCAUGCGGGAUUGGCUCAUCGCGGCCUACCCGACGCUUGCUGGCCUGAACAAUCACCUGCCUCUUCAGCACUGUGCGGCCUUGUGUGCGCACAAAGAAUACGUGAUGGCAUCUCCCAAUGCCUCGUAA